CUCAAAAAGCUUCAUGCACUACAGCUUGCACUCAAUUCAACACAUGCGAAAUGCUUUUAGCCACAAACGGUAAUACGGUGCGCACCAGCUGUUGCCAGAUUCAUUCGGGUCUUCUAGUGGCGCACACUCGUCUGUUGGUGAUGCCCGCGCAUGCGCACUGAAAGUGUAAAAGUGAAUAGCGAACGCGAAGCGUAGUGAAGCAAAAGACGCAAGUGAAGAAAUACAAAUACAAGAAAACAAAUAACCUGUGAAUUUACGUGCAUUCCAUUUUUGUGUAUAGCAUCCGACUGAUUAACCAACCGCACUAACCCAUUUGCCAGAGGUGAGCAGAGCGCGCGCAUGCGUUGGCCGAAGUGUUGCGAGAUCAUCGAGAGCAUAAAUUAUUGUUUUAAGCUAAUUGCAAAGCAGUAGUGUGCAGCAAUAUUUAUGAGACAUUUAAAAAGUGGGUCGGCAAAAAGUAAUAGAAAAUAAAAGAAAAUUGUGAAAUUGUGGGAAUUGAAGGAAUUGAGGGAAGUGAAGGAAGUGAAGUUGUUGAAAGCCGAUUGAAUUCUAUUCGUAAACGUGGAAGGCAUAAGAAAUUGCUAAGAUUUGUUUAGAAGUGCUUAAAGUAACAGGCAGUAAAAAAUAUUUCGCUAGUGUUCAGGCUGCUGCACCCAGAAAGCAUCACCUUUUAAAAAUAAUAAAAAAAAGUAAAAAAUAGAAAAAAAAGUUCUACGCUCCACUUUUCAACUGUUAUUAUCACCACCGCAAGUAGGAAUACGCCAAACCUCUUGAAAUGUUAAAGAUUUGCAAAAUAAGCGCCUGUCCGAACGGAACACUUGGCCUGCACCUGAGUCGAGCGCCCUGGGAUCCCUAUCCAUGGGUGAGUGGCAUACAGGAGGGCUCCAGUGCAGAGGACGCCGGCAUGCGCGUCGGCGACACAGUAUUGGAGUUCAAUGGCAACGAUGUGUUGGGACAGAAAAUCUUCGAAAUCGCAACAAAAAUACGUGAACAUUGGCAAAGUGGUGCCACCGAUGUGACGGUGGUGAUUUGGCGCAAUGAAACGGAGCCGGAUAGCUGUUGCAGCGACGAAAAUGAUUGCGAAGACGUUGAUGAUGAAGGAGGCGAUGGGGUGGAGAAUGCGUUGGAUAAUAGUGAUAGUGAGACAGCGAUGGUAGAGGGGCGAAGAAAGCGUACGCAUCAGCAUCAGCAUCAGCAGCAUUCCAGCAUUAAUCAGCAGUCAUUGCAAAAGUUCGCCACAUGCCUGCAACACAUUGCCCAAUUAUUGGAGUGUCCUGUUUGCCUUGAGGUUAUCCGCCCACCUGGCUGGCAAUGUUGUAACGGUCAUGUGUUGUGCAACAACUGCCGCAGCCGUUCGGUCAAAUGUCCGGUGUGUCGUGUGCCGUUGGGACCCAGAGGACGUUGCUUGCUCGCGGAUAAAUUAUUCACCGUGUUGGCUGAGAGUUUUCCCUGUGAUGGCGUGCGAAGCAACCGAAAUUCUCCAAAGGAGAAGCGCAAAUGUUCACCUGAAUUAAAAGGACGUCCCACAGCGAGUGCGACAACACGAGAACAACAAGGGAACCGAAAUCAGCAGCAGCAACAGCUACAACAACAGCAAAAGCUGCAACAACAACAACAAAAGCUGCAGCAGCAACAACAAAAGCAACAAAUUAAAGCCAAAGAAAUGCAACAGCAAGACAAGAAGAAGGUCAAAACUACUGCUGCUGGUAGCCAAAAGAAUGUGACGAAUGGAAAAGUUGUUGCGCAGGAAUGCACAACAGUCGAAGAAGUACAACAAGUAAACAGCGCGACUGACAAUAUCAACAACAAUAAACAGGAGGAUAGUAAGAAACAGUCGGCAAAGGUUGAGGGCGCUUUAGAUGGCAAUUUAUUGCAUGGCUGCCACUGGCAAUGGCGGAGAAGUCGCCUGCGACUUUGCAAAGAAGCACAGCAACAACAAUAAUAACAAUCAAGUGAAGUACUGUCAGUUUAUAAAGGCUACGCAGUCGAGGAGCAAUUGUUCAUCACAGUGUCCAGGGCGGCGACGGCGAUGAGGACGACAAAUGUCAGCAGUUGAAUAGUUGUAGAACUUAUGCUUGGCCUGAGAGCGGGGGAUUGGGGGUAGAGAGAGAGGGAGAGAGGGAGAGGGAGAGAGUUGUUAAUGCAUUGGAGAGUUACGGCGUUAGGUGUGGGGGUAGGGGGCGGAUGCAAUUGCUAUGGGGCAGUUGAUUGUGAGUGGCAUUGUGACGGAAGGAAAUGCGAUGGUCAACAAUGCGCUCGUUAAACUCGAGUUGAAGUCAAGUAAGAAAUCAGCAGAUAACAUGAAACAAGGUGGAAAAGUCACGAAAUGUUAAGCGAAAAGAAACCAAAACGAAUGCAACAAGUACAUAUAAGGAUA
This is a messenger RNA of Anastrepha ludens (Mexican fruit fly), 2377 nucleotides long. Its product is annotated as putative mediator of RNA polymerase II transcription subunit 12. The record is from RefSeq and is a predicted model, not a curated record. Gene Ontology annotation, molecular function: ubiquitin protein ligase activity; protein binding. The coding region runs from base 776 to 1942 and encodes 388 amino acids. The transcript is spliced from 5 exons. Lineage: Eukaryota; Metazoa; Arthropoda; Insecta; Diptera; Tephritidae. Gene Ontology annotation, cellular component: cytoplasm.